GUGCAAAGUGUCAUCAUCGAGGAAAUUAGGAAAAUUCUCCAUGUCGGUCCGUCGUGUUCGCGUUGGUCACGGUGUUCGGUAGGAAAAUCGCAUCGCGCACUGGAAAAAAGAGUGUACCGCAAACGCGCUACCCAAGGAAAGGCAGGAAAGGUUCCCAUUGAGAAAAGCACAGUGCAACAGUGAAAACCUGGCUCGAGCGCCCGUGGAAAUAAUGUGGUGGUAGAAAAUGUGCUAGAGAGGAAAAUCUGCGUCGGAAAAUUCCUGCGGCCAAGCAGCAGCAGCAGCAGCAGCACGUUCGACUCGGCAGUAGCGCAAGGGCACGGCUAUGCAAUAAAAGGACUGCCUCGAGACGCAACAGCACACCUAGAAAACCACAAGUUCCCUUCCGUUUGGCGUGAUUUCAUCAUCAUCAUCAUCAUCACCAUCAUCAUCACCAUCGACGACAACCAUCGGUGGGUGUAGGGGAGUGAGAAGCGGGAGUGGCGAAAUUGGAAUCAGCUCGUACCACCCGAACACGACAUAAGGAAAGGCUCCGAAGCGGCCAUACAUUCGCGUGAAGGAAGUACACCGCUUUUUGGCACAACAUUCCUGCAGCAACAGCAACACGGUUGUUCCCUCUACCACGUGUCCCUUUGGAGUAUUUGGAGAGCCUGCUACGGAGAUAGACCGACACAACCAGCACAACAACUAGCAAACAGCAGCGGUAGCAGUAGCGACAAACAAACAAAAAAAGGUGUUCAUUAGCGAUAGAUAAGUAGUUCGUGUGGUAACAAAUAGCGCACAGUAUUUGAAGGUAGAGCCCAAAGCUAAAUGCACAAAAAAGGUGACAAGGCAUAGUGAACCGAAACCGGGAUUAGAUUACGGAACGAAACGUUACGCUCAAAAAGGUUUGCUUCUUCAACGUUAGACUGUAAGGCGUAGACUAUCCGAGUGUAGCUAGACCGCACGCGAAAAGCCCAAAGCCCAAAACCCCGAACACACACAAGCACCAGAGAGAGAUGAACGAGCUGGAGGCGCUGCGGCAGGAGGCGGAAACGCUGAAGAAUGCGAUCCGGGACGCGCGGAAGGCGGCCUGCGACACGUCGCUCGUCCAGGCGACGAACAAUCUCGAACCGAUCGGCCGGAUACAGAUGCGCACCCGGCGCACGCUCCGGGGCCAUCUGGCGAAGAUCUACGCGAUGCACUGGGGGAGCGACUCGCGCAACCUGGUGUCGGCCUCGCAGGACGGCAAGCUGAUCGUGUGGGACUCGCACACGACCAACAAGGUGCACGCGAUCCCGCUGCGCUCCUCCUGGGUGAUGACGUGCGCGUACGCCCCGUCCGGCAACUUUGUCGCGUGCGGCGGCCUGGACAACAUCUGCUCGAUCUACAAUCUGAAGACGCGCGAGGGCAACGUGCGCGUGUCGCGGGAGCUGCCCGGCCACACGGGCUACCUGUCCUGCUGCCGGUUCCUCGAUGACAACCAGAUCGUGACGAGCUCGGGCGACAUGUCGUGCGGGCUGUGGGACAUCGAGACGGGCCAACAGUGCACCUCGUUCCUGGGGCACACCGGCGACGUGAUGGCGCUGUCGCUGUCGCCCCAGUGCCGGGUGUUUGUCUCCGGGGCGUGCGACGCCUCGGCGAAGCUGUGGGACAUCCGCGAGGGCCAGUGCAAGCAGACGUUCCCGGGGCACGAGAGCGACAUCAAUGCGGUCACCUUCUUCCCGAACGGGCACGCGUUUGCGACGGGCUCGGACGAUGCCACCUGCAGGCUGUUCGACAUCCGGGCCGACCAGGAGCUGGCCAUGUACUCGCACGACAACAUCAUCUGUGGCAUCACGUCCGUGGCGUUCUCGAAGUCGGGCCGGCUGCUGCUGGCGGGCUACGAUGACUUCAACUGCAACGUGUGGGACACGCUGAAGGCGGAGCGGGCGGGCAUACUGGCCGGGCACGACAACCGCGUGUCCUGCUUAGGCGUGACCGAGAACGGUAUGGCGGUGGCGACAGGGUCCUGGGACUCGUUCCUGCGAGUAUGGAACUAAGUGUUGCGUAGUACACAGGUAGUAGCUGAGCGAGGCGUGGCGUGCACGCGUGCAGAUCGUGGACGGAGCAGCGCAGCAAGCGUUACAAGGGAAGGGGAGCUGCCAUUUAGAUUAUUAAGCAUAAACACACACACACACGCGUACACAAACACACGCAUAUACAUGUAUACAUACAUACAUUAUAAAUAUAAAUGGUACGAGAUUUUU
Messenger RNA from Anopheles coluzzii, 2228 nucleotides. It is a transcript of the gene Gbeta13F, whose product is annotated as guanine nucleotide-binding protein subunit beta-1. Bases 999 to 2021 code for a protein of 340 amino acids. NCBI's taxonomy places the organism in Eukaryota, Metazoa, Arthropoda, Insecta, Diptera, Culicidae. The transcript is spliced from 2 exons. Gene Ontology annotation, cellular component: heterotrimeric G-protein complex; cytoplasm. The record is from RefSeq and is a predicted model, not a curated record. Gene Ontology annotation, biological process: G protein-coupled receptor signaling pathway. Gene Ontology annotation, molecular function: signaling receptor complex adaptor activity; protein binding.